Messenger RNA from Helobdella robusta, 468 nucleotides. RefSeq lists its product as hypothetical. The transcript has 4 exons. The coding region runs from base 1 to 468 and encodes 155 amino acids. The record is from RefSeq and is a predicted model, not a curated record. Lineage: Eukaryota; Metazoa; Annelida; Clitellata; Rhynchobdellida; Glossiphoniidae.
AUGAAGAAAAUGCUGGAGACAAAGGCAGAACUAAAGAUCUUGGAAAGUGAAGUACGGGUCAGGGUUAGAGCCGGAUUUAAGGUAGGGCAGGGCAGCGCACUGACAGGGCUGUUGAAGACUGAAGAAAUCUGCGGAUUCUCCUACCAACGUGGAGGACCUGAAUUAACGUUACUCUAUGGAGCGCGUUUACUGAUGUAUCUGGAUGAUGGCAUAUCCUCUUAUUCCCAUUGUAAAGACUACAAUGACUAUGACUAUCAUCUGACAAACAAGUGUCCUUCACUUCUGUGCAAGAAUGGGUGGAAAGGGAAAGAUUGUAGAACGAGAGAUUGCUCUGUGAACAACGGAGACUGCGGUCGCAGUAUGAAGUGUGAGGAGGUGAACAUUGGAAUGGGCGAUGUUGGUUGGAGAUCAGUAUGUUCCUGUCCCUAUCUGAUGUACAAAACUGCUCUUAACAAAUGCCAACGUUAA